UCCUUCCCUCGGACCUCUGCGGAGUUCAGACGCGUUUUUGGUUAACUUAAUUUGCGCUUUUUAAAUUUUUAAAUACAAUAUUAAUCAUAGAAAAUAAAGUGACUAAAAUAGGAGUGCAUAAACGAAAGGAGCUCUGAUUCUGUGCCCCCACCAGCUACGACAGUCUUCCGUUGCCGCCGCCCAUCAUCGGCAGUUGCUCCGCAAUUUUAAGGCGUGGCGACGAUUCAGCAGUGCCCCCCAAUCCUGCGUUUUGUGUCUCACUUUGCCGCACACUGGACUGGUGCGUACUGUGAGAGAGAGGUUCGUUGUUUGUUGCUUGCUGUGCUCCUAGUACCCCGAGUGGUGGCUGAUAUUGCUGUUUCACCUGCGGUGAUUUCGCCGGUUUCUGGUUGCCUGGUACUUAGUACGCAGUACGGAGCUGCGUUACUUGACUAUAGUGCCAUUAGGCUCUCCUGAUUGCGGAUAUUCCUGGAUUAUUUAAAAUCCGAACAAAAACAAUGCCACUAAAGAGGACUCCUCCGCCCACUGCUGCUUCCCCGACUAGAAGUGAAUCCGAACCUGAUCUAGCCGGAAAUCGUUCCUCUCAGGAGCAACAUGCGACUGUUCACAGUAGGCAGAAGCGUGUGAGGGAGGAGGUGUCACUGAUUGAAUUCAUGGACGAUAUCAGGAGUACUUUGAAUAAGUUUAGAGAGGAUCAGGAUCGAAAGCUUGAUAUUCUGCAGAAAUCCAUUGCAGAAAUGAAGCAGCGACAGGAAGAAAAGUUGGACUCGCUACAGGGUAUAAUAGCAGAAAUCAGGGGGCAAAACGAUAAUAUACAGUCCUCAAUUGAGUUCUUAUCUGAACAAAAUAUAGAACUCAAACAAAGAGUAAGUAGGAUAGAAGCGGAGAAUGGUGAUAAUAUUGCUUACAUUCGCACCUUGGAGGACAAAAUUGAGGCACUAGAACAAAAAUCUAGAUUUUCAUCAAUUGAAAUUAGAAACAUUCCAAUUUCUAAAGCGGAAACAAAAGCCGACCUUUUGAACAUAUUUACAAGUUUAUCUUCGGUUUUGAAUGCAGGUGCGUCGACUUCUGAUAUUCAUGACAUAUAUAGAAUAUCAACAAAAGACAAGAGUAAUAAACCCAUUGUAUGCAAAUUAAGUAGCGUAUUGAUGAAAGAAAAGAUUCUUACGUGCUAUAAGAACUUUAAUAAAACUCACAAAGAGAACAGGUUAAACACUGAGCACCUACACCUACGUUGUGAACUUCAUAAACAAAUAUAUCUAUCAGAUAAUCUUUCACCUAAGAUGAAAAGAUUACACUUUCUUGCGCGUGAUUUCGCAAGCUCCAAUAGUUACUCCUUUUGCUGGGUGGCCCAUGGGCAUAUUUAUCUACGAAAAAAAGAAGGUGACAAAACUAUCCGGAUAAAUGAAGAAUCUGACCUUAAUAAAUUAAGAGAAACAGAAUGACUAUUUGUAAUUGAUGCUGAUACAAUUUUCUCUGCGUUAUUUUUUGCAUGUAAAUUAUGGCUAUCUGUUGUGCUCAUAAAUCAAAUGCUUCAUAAUUUAAAUCAUUCAUACUAUCAUAUUUACUUGUGUACUUUGCUUUUAACAAAUAAGACACUGCAAAUAGAUAUAUCAGGUUCGCUUUUG
This is a messenger RNA of Chilo suppressalis (striped riceborer), 1628 nucleotides long. The record is from the annotation of a GenBank genome assembly. Lineage: Eukaryota; Metazoa; Arthropoda; Insecta; Lepidoptera; Crambidae.